AAGUAGAGACUUUUGUGGCAUUGUCAACGUGCCACUCUGUGAGCAGCACGUCUCGUCUACUCGUCCUCUUGGCGCCCAACAAACGAGAACAUACACCACAUACAUUCUACAUCUUGCAUCAACACACACACACACACACACACACACACACACACGUCUAAGCAGGUAAUCUCCUGAAGGAUCUGAAGGAAAGGACUGAUCAGAUUUUAAAAAAGGACAGUUGUUACAGUUCUACAACAAAAAGAAGAACACUUACGCUGUGACUCGUGUUCUAUACUAAGCAUUUGUGGGAUGAGGUGAAGCAGCAGCAGGAGUGAUGAGUGCCUUGGUGGAUCGGGUGAUGCAGCUUUGCCGGAACACACGAGCUGUUGGCAGAGAUUACUGGCUCCCAAUAAAUAACAUCAUAAGGGAAAAGAGGGUGAAGGGGACGCUGGCAACACGGUGGGGAAGAUUUAAGGAUCAGAUGAGAAUCAUGACCCGGCGAGCAGACCUCACCGUCAGGAGCCUUCUGGCACGUCUCGUGGAUGGAGCGAGGGAGGGAUCAGCGCUGGAAACAGACAGUAGCAGUACGAGUCACGGGGAAAGAGAGUUCCAGGGCUACCGCCACUGGCGUCUGAAUGAGCUUCGCAGCCCAGUGGAUUACCUCGCCAAGUGCAGGAGGCAAUCAUUAGGAGAGGGAGGAGAAGAAGGACGGGAAAAAGAAACACAGACACGGUCAUCAGAGGCAGAUAAUCUCCUCCCAGAGCACUUCAGCGCCGAAGAACUGGAGCACUACUUGGUUCACGCCAUGCAAUCCACGGACUUGGACACCCAGCUCCAGAGCGUUCCGAGGGAUGACCCAUAUCGCAGCAAGACGCAGGCUGCCAUGCCCACCAACAUCAAGAAGAACAGAUACACGAAUAAUGUACCGUAUGACGACACGCGGGUGGUGCUCCAAGGGGAAGAACAGUCUGACUACAUCAACGCCAGCUACAUUGAGGGUUAUGAAGGGCCGCGGGUCUUCAUCGCCACCCAGGGACCGAAGGAAUCCAACGAGCGCACAAUCGAUGACUUCUGGAGAAUGGUGUGGCAAAACAAGUCCAACGUGAUUGUCAUGCUGGGGAACCUGGUAGAAGGAGGCAGGAGUAAAGUGAGUCAGUACUGGCCGGACUAUGGAGUGAAGCAGAAGUACGGCCAGGUGGAGGUGGAGAAGAAAUCAGUCAAACAGGACGUGAAUUGGAUCCGCAGACACUUGGUGGCCAGUCAGGGCAAUCACAGCAGAGAUGUGGUGCAGUACCAGUACAUGACGUGGCCGGACCAUGCUGUGCCAGACAGCCCGUAUGGCGCCGCUCGUAUGGUCAGGGACAUGCUGAGGUGGCUGUGGAGCGGCCCGCCCGUCAUCCACUGCAGCGCUGGCUUGGGACGCACGGGAACCUUCCUGCUGGUGCUACGAUUGCUGGAAGACAUGCAACACAACGGCUCCUUCAAGCCCCUGGACACUCUGCGCUCCAUUAGGAAGUGCCGAGCAAACCUCGUGGACAAUCAGUACCAGUACAGGUUCGCGCACUACAUUCUGUUGGAGAUGUUAUACGGCAAGAAGACGCGCCUCCCUGUUCACAAGCACUUCAACAGGGAUAUACUCUCCGACCAAUACAAGGACCUGGAUAGAGUUCCAAGCAACCUGACCUACAAGUGGGCGAGGUCACAUGACGCUAACCUAAACAGAGACAUUACCGUUCUUCCACCGGACGGGCGUCAGAUAGCCCUGGCAAAGAGCCGCAGCAAGCAGUAUGUGAACGCCGUGCGGGUGCGUGGCUCCAACCUGUGUGACACCUUCCUGGUUACCGAGCACCCGAUGACACACACUAUGGGCCGCUGCUGGCGAUUGGCACACAUGACGAGAGCCUUGGCCUGGGUCUUCCUACACCACCACUGGGACAGCAACGAGGACUACCCAUCCGUCCUGCCUCCCUACGGCAGCUGUGAGCUGGAGGGUGUCACCGUGGAGCUGACAGGCAAAGACGAAAAGAAUUUCUUCACUGAGAGGUCCAUCAGAACGGCGUCCAAAGGAGAGAGUCACAAGAUGCGGGUCUUCCAUUUCAAGAAUUGGACUCCUACCAGUGACCUGCCCUCGCCCCCCCAGUCACUCAUCUUCCUCAUGAUGCGCUUGCAGGAGAUUCGCAAGUCGUCGGAUAGCAAGGUCAUCAUGAUCAGCUGCAGUGACGGAUAUUCCGCCAGCGGGGUGUUCGUGUGCCUGAUGAGAGUGGCUGCCGAGAUUCACCUGACGCGGACCGUGGAUGUGUACAGGACAGUGCAGAGUAUGCGAUUCGACCGGCCGCAGUUUGUCACAUCUCAGGCGCAAUACAAUUACCUCAAUGAAGCUGCCAUCGUUUACUUCAAAAUGCUUCAGUUGGAGGAGCAGAAGAAGAAAAAGGAGGAGGAGAAGAAGCAGGCAAAGCGGAUAAAAGACGCUGAGACAGAAGAGUCAGAGUUGGGAGGAGCUAAAGAAAGGAAGGAAAUAGACACAAUGAAACACGGAAGCAGUUCAGUGGACGACACAUAGAAAGGUCAUUUGUCUAUCACAACGCUUCGCUCCUUCACAAGGUCAACACGUAAAUACACGCAAGGAUCAAGUUUACAAGUUUAGGAUUGAUAAACUUAUAAACAUAUGGAUAUAGGAAACAUGCACAGUACAGUAAACUCCUUGCCAAUCUUGGCCCAUAUAUUUUCCAGUAGCAAUACCCGGCAGAUCCUCACCAGGUGAAGGCUUCAGGUUCCCUUGGAUUGGUUAAACUCCCUCGAAAACUAAGCCUUAAAGCUCCACCCACUUGACCCUCCCCUCCUGGUCCAUGCCCUGUCCCUCCCCGUGACCUCAGAACGUCACCACCUCAUCUCCCCCUCCACCACCUUAUUGUGUGUGUGUGUGUGUGUGUGU
Molecule: messenger RNA, 2914 nt
Organism: Portunus trituberculatus (swimming crab)
Lineage: Eukaryota; Metazoa; Arthropoda; Malacostraca; Decapoda; Portunidae
Product: receptor-type tyrosine-protein phosphatase alpha-like
Exons: 17
Coding region: 317-2542 (741 amino acids)
Biological process (GO): protein dephosphorylation
Molecular function (GO): protein tyrosine phosphatase activity
Source: RefSeq, a predicted model, not a curated record